Molecule: messenger RNA, 127 nt
Organism: Dentiscutata erythropus
Lineage: Eukaryota; Fungi; Glomeromycota; Glomeromycetes; Diversisporales; Gigasporaceae
Source: the annotation of a GenBank genome assembly
CAAAUAUGAAAAAGCCUCAAACAUGGUAGUUAACAAGCAUAAAUUGAUUCUUAUACCAAUCACAAGUAAUGCCAGCAGAGUUGAACUUCUGGAACAACAUAAUUUUAAGGCUCUAGCUGAUGAUUAA